ACUGAGUGAUUGUGUGUUCAAAAGUAAUCUUUGUCCAAAUGAUGAAUUGUGGAAAUAAUAAAAUCGAGUUAAAUAAAAUGGAAGUGAAACAAGAAGUUAAUGAAAAUGAAUAUACAUGUAAAGAAGAAAUAGACAAUGAGGGAGGUGCUCUUUUUGAUACCCUUAAAGUUGAGAUUAACGAGGAGCCCAAGAGGGAAGCUACAAAUGAUGGAUUUGAUUAUUUAGUAUUAAAAGAGAACUCUAUAAAGACAGAAAAAGAACCAUAUGAAGAUAAAUUCGUACCAUUUGAAGAAAAAGAAACACGUAAUAAAGGUUUUUCCUAUGAAGAUAUACAAACUGAUGAACAGUUAUUCAAAGAUCAUGUUAGAAUUACCGCUGAUAUGGACCAAUGUUUAAGUGCCUCGACUAAUAUGAACACCGAGAAAAACUACUUUACCACUGAAAAUUUGCGAUGUACAAUUUUCAACAAAGAAUCAUUUAGAACCAGAUACGAGGGUUUACGCUGGAGACCAAGUUUUCACGUGUACAAUAUGCAUUAAAAACUUUUCAGAAAGUUCUGAUAAGUCAAGUGUAAACAGUCACGCUGCACAUACGGCAAAUUUCACAUUUUAGAACGACAAAAGUCAAUUUUCAAAUAAUAUAACAACUAAGCCGAAGUAACUUUUAUCUAUUCUCUGAUAAUCAGUCUAUUCGUAAGAAAGGAUUUCUAUUGAAAAGGGCAUCAGGGGAUCAUGCGCAUGAACAUAGGGUCAGCGACCUGCCAGCACUACCCGUCAGCUUUUAUUUGCGUUUGAAUCUUCAACGUAGUUGGUGCUCUCCUGUAUUUUUGUCUAGUGACCUUGUCAAACUUUUUACCAUGGAAGCUGAAGCGUCAGGUAUGUACUUGUAAAUGAUAUAAUUAUUGCACUUAAACAUUAAAGGAUAGAUAUGUAAAAAUAAUAAUUUAUAAAUGAGAGUUCUGUAGUCGAAUCUUACUCAAAUUUAAAUCUUUACUUUAGCUUACACAAAAAGUACCGUUUAGUACCGUUAACUUUUUUUGUUUCUAAGAAUCUGCAUAUAUUUGUGAUUCAAAUGUAGGUUAGAAACACUUCCCCUCAUGUCCCCCAUAAAUAAUAGUAUCUCUUUGUUCGCAGGUAGUCGUGAUUACCCCGGAUCUCGUGAAAAGAAAAUUCGUAAAGAAGAACUAUUUGUUGUGUUAAAAAAAGAUAAUUUUUUCAAUUUAUCAUCAUCGCAGUGCAUUAAAAGAUUACAAAAGUACAUUGUAGAAAAGUUUUAGUGUUAGUGAAAGUGUUCCCCUAACAACUGCUAUUAAACUAUUUGUAUCAAAACUUUUAUCCAAGUGGCGAACUUGUAAAUACAUGAUGGACCGCUUUAAAAAGAACAAUAAUUGUAUGGCUUAAUGGAUACUUGACGAUACAACGUAUGUCACAGCAGACACCAGAUAACAGAAGACGCGGAAGACCACGAAAACUCUUCGAUUGCAGCUCUGAUCGCAGUAAGCAAAGACAAAUUGAACCUUUUGUCUCUGAAAUGAGUUCAAGCGAGAUUUGCUUGGCUGCACAGUCAAGCUUAGUAAAAUCAGGCAAAAGAACCGCAGCGCAAGUUGUAAAGUUAGUUACAACUUCAUCACCAAGAAGUUUGAGAAAAAUGAAAUAUGCGCGUGAGUCAACUUCAACAGUGCAACAAUACACUCCCGAUGAAGCUCUGGCACUGUUGUCGAUUUAGGCCUUACUAAAGAGGAUUACAUAACGAUGCAAAGGGGAGCAAAGAAAAGAGCAGCAGACAUUUAUCCCUCAUACCCAAUACUUACAAAAGCUAAGAAAAGUUGUUACCCAUCAAAUAUUAAAAUCACAGAAACAGAAGCUUCAGUACCUUUGCAAGAUAUUUUAAAUUUAACCAUUCAAAGGCUAGUACAAGUGCAAUCUGAAGUAUUGCUGCAAAAUAUUUCAGAGGAGUUUGUGAGAUUGAUGUUUUCUAUAAAUGGGGUCUAGACGGAAGUGGUGGGCACAGUAUUUAUAAACAAAAUUUUUCUAACGAUUCAAUAUACGCAGAUUCAAACAUUAUUUUAGCAACCAUAGUACCUUUGGAAAUGUCUAAGAGGGAUGGCGAUAACAAAAAAAAUCUUUGGAAAAAUUCGAGUCCAUCUUCUACAAGAUAUUGCCGGCCAGUUAGCUUCAAACUAAUGAAAGAAAGCAGUGAAAACACAAAAACAGAAUAUACCAGUAUCCAGGCUCAAAUUGAUAACUUGCUCCCUACAGAAAUAACCUUAGGUAACAAAGAAUUGUCAUUUAAGCAUAUAGCGAUAUGUACGAUGCUUGAUGGAAAAACGGUAAAUAUUUUAACAGAAACGUCCUCAUCGCAAGCUUGCAAUGUUUGUAAAGCCACACCUAAAAUUCUAAACGACUUGGAGAUCUUGAAAACCAGACCAUGUGACGUGGAUACUUUUAAAUUUGGUAUUUCUGUACUUCACGCACACUUGAGAUGUUUAGAAUAUUUGCUAAAUAUUUCUUAUAAAUUGGAACUCCAACAGUGGCAAGCGAGAGGCAAUGAAGCCAAAGAAAAGGUGAAGAAAAGACAACAACACAUUACCAAUCUUUUUUAUAAAGAAAUGGGCCUUGUUGUCGACCAACCAAAACAAGGAGGUGGGAACAGUAAUGACGGGAACACAGCACGAAAAUUUUUUGACAAUCCUAUCUGGGUAUCCAAAAUAACGGGCUUAGACAAAGAUUUGAUAGAGCGGUUUUCCAAUAUCUUAAGCAUUCUGUCUAGUGGGCAUUACAUUAAUGAAACAGUUUUUAAAAAAUAUUGUUAUGAUACGGCUGAAAUGGCUAUUAGAUUGUAUGGUUGGUAUAAAAUGAGCGCCACUGUCCACAAACUACUUUUACAUGGACCUGAUAUAAUAACCUCAUUAAGCUUACCAGUGGGCCAACUGACCGAAGACGUUAUAGAAGCAGGCCAUAAAGAUUACAAAAAAUUUCGUCAAUUUAAUUCUAGGAAAACGUCAAGGAAGGAAACCAACGAAGAUAUUUUUCACUGGAUGUUGAUAUAUUCUGACCCCAUUAUAACUAGUCGCAGAAAAAAACCAAAAUCGAAUAAAAAAAAAUUCAACUCAGUUGUCCUUGGUAUGUUAAGACUACCAACAUUUUUGACUACUGAAGAAGUUUUGUGUUUAGACGAAGAAUUCUCAGAGAUUUAAUAUUUUUAAUAAUUUCAUUUUUAUAAUUCUACACUUAAUUGUAUUAUCUAAUAAAUGCGUAGUUUAAAACACUUUUUUAUUUAUUUUUUAAGUAACCUGCUGUUAUAGGUAGUUUAUUGCAUAGGCGUAACCAGGACGAUCCUAAGGGAGGGGUUACAACUACUGGAAAGGGGGAGUUACAACUAUUGGAUGGUCUCUGGGGGGUAUGGUGUUAAGCGUAUAGAGCUCAAAGUACAUCCCAAUGGGCGAGGGGGUUACAACCCCCAAAACCCCCCUGGUUACGCUCAUGGUUUAUUGUUACUAAUCCAUACUAACUACAAAACUUUGCUACUACCAGUAGUAACUUAAACUAUCAGAGAUAAUUUUGUCGUCCUAAAAUGUAGAAAUUGCCCUAUGUGCGCUGUAGGAAAAAAACAUUUAACGUGUGGAGAUUAUUCUAAAGAGUUUAAUAAAGAUAGUCUUUUAAGAGUACCUACUGGAAAAAAUACUUUUCCAUGUGAAAUUUGCUCCAAAUUAUUUUCACGAAAGUCCGUUUUGAAAGAACAUAUGCGAAUGCAUCUUGGCGAUAAACCUUUUGACUGUGAAAUUUGCUGCAAAAGUUUUUCACAAAGAUCCAAAUUAACAGAACAUAUGAGAGUACACACUGGCGAUAAACCUUUUGCAUGUGAAAUUUGCUGCAAAAGUUUUUCACAUAGAUCCAGUUUAAUAGAACAUAUGAGAAUACACACUGGCGAUAAACCUUUUGCAUGUGAAAUUUGCUCCAAAAGUUUUUCACAAAGAUCCAAGUUAACAGAACAUAUGAGAAUACACACUGGCGAUAAACCUUUUGCAUGUGAAAUUUGCUCCAAAAGAUUUUCAACAAGAUCCAAGGUAACAGUACAUAUGAGAGUACACACUGGCGAUAAACCUUUUGCAUGUGAAAUUUGCUGCAAAAGUUUUUCACAUAGAUCUAGUUUAACAGUUCAUAUGAGAAUACACACUGGCAAUAAACCUUUUGCAUGUAAAAUUUGCUCCAAAAGUUUUUCACAUAGAUCCAGUUUAUCAGCACAUAUGAGAGUACACACUGGCGACAAACCUUUUGCAUGUGAAAUUUGCUGCAAAAGUUUUUCACAUAGAUCCUGUUUAACAGAACAUAUGAGAAUACACACUGGCGAUAAACCUUUUGCAUGUGAAAUUUGCUCCAAACGUUUUUCAGAAAGAUCCUGUUUAACAAAACAUAUGAGAAUACACACUGGAGAUAAACUUUUUGCAUGUAAUAUUUGCUCAAAGAAGUUUCUACGAAGAUCAACUUUAACAAAUCAUAUGAGAGUACACACUGGAUGUAUUUCGGAAAUUCACUGAAAUUUCACAUGUAAAUCUUUUGCAUUUACAAUUUGUAUCAAAAAUAUUCACAAAGUUCGUAUUUAAAAAAAAGAACAUAUGAGAAUACACACUGGAGAUCAGUUUUGCAUGUGAAAUUGACACCAGUUUUUUAAAAAGAUCCAGGUUAACAGAACGUACAUAUUAUAUAAGAAUACAUAUUGGAGAUAAACCCUUUAAAUGUGAAAUUUGCUGCAAAUUCUUUUCAUAUCGGUUAUAAAUAACCCUUUAAUGGGUUAUAAAAGAAUACACCGUGGAGAUAAUACUAUUGCAUGUGAAAUUUUGUCAUUACCCAUAUAAAAAUGAUAGAAAACAGUAAUGCAUUUUAUAGUAAAAUCUGGACUAGUGGAAUUCAUCUUUUUUUAUUUAUAGUAAUAAUUAACAAGUAAGUCUUUACAUAAAAACAUUUUAUAUCAUUUGUGAUUAAUACAUAAACAAAAUUUAAUACUGAGAAUCUUAUUGAUUUCUUUAAGCAUUUAUAAUAAUUGAUCUGCAAUAUUAAGUUUAACACUUACACUGCCACCAUAAUGAGAAAAAGAGUGUCCUUGGCGUUAAUAUGUUUCCCUCUAUAUAUAUAUAUAUAUAUAUAUAUAUAUAUAUAUAUAUAUAUAUAUAUAUAUAUAUAUAUACAUAAUUAAAAACUAAGCAUGUAUGUACACGUUUCUUUACAAAAAAAAACGUUAAUUUGCGUUUGUUAGAGAUGAGAAUCACCAUAUGAUUCACGUGGCCUAGUUGGCUGAUAUCGUUUAUUUCAGCGGGGUGCAUCAUAUGCCGAUUCACACAAAAACCAUAUAAUUCAGGCGGUCUUGUUAUCUGAUAUCGUUUAUUACAAUUUUAUGCCCAUUUCCACAAGAUGAGUCAUUUCUUGCAAUUUCGCAAAUUUCGCUACAAAUGGAUAUUAUUCAUUUCCAAGCGUUAGCCCGUAGGUGUUAGUUGAUUUCUCUGAGUAUUUUGUGUAAAUCUUCAUACUGUGAAAAUGAAUUACGAAAAGAACAAGAAAAAUUAAAUGGUCUGUGGCAGGAAUAUCUUCGAGAUGAAGAUAAUGAACCAAUUAAAAAAAAGUAAAGUUAAUAAAUCCACCGAGUACUUCUGGCACAUCAAGAAAUAUAUCUGAUAGUGUAAUGGAAAGAAUAAAUAAUAUUGAAAACAAUUUAAAAGAAAGUGAAGAUGAGGAUAAAGAAAGUGAACACAUUGAAAAUAGUGCGAAUUUAUCGUGGAAAGACGUGAGUGGACAGUAGAUGAAAUUAUUUAAUUUCACUGAAAUAGAUGUUGCUAUAAAAGCAGAACUAUGUAGCGUUAUAACUGCUACAUUGCCUGAUUUCUUUCUUAUGUUAAUAUAUUUCGUUAAUUAUAUUCUCCAAUUUCCAUAUCUUCUGUCAUAAUUCAUAUUCUUCUAUAUCCUCCAUUGUAUCUCUUAUUUUUCUAUAUAUUUUCUAGGAUAUAGAUUGUAUCAGAAUUAUGUCGUUACUUAAUUAAUUCAUUAUUCUCUUUUCAUUUUUACUGGUAUUUAGUAUAAAAACCAGUUGGCGUCCAAAUCUAUCUUCUUUAUAUAUAUAUAUAUAUAUAUAUAUAUAUAUAUAUAUAUAUAUAUAUAUAUAUAUAUAUAUAUUAGUAUCGACCUUUCCUAUUUUCUUAAUAAUCAUCAUUUUUUAUCUUUUACUCAAGUUUUCUAAAGAGUGAAUUUUAUUUUCAUCUCUAUUUCCGUUACUUUGGAACGAGAGGUCCCAUCUUUAUUCUCUGUGACAUUUCUCCUUCCCGUUCGAUACAAAAGUCGAUUCGAUAUAAAUGGCUUUUAUUUUCUGAAAAUGUCGAUUUUCUUCAUGACUUCUCUAAGAAUAGAAUAAUCAAUUGUUGUGUCGUCUCCAGAUUUGGAGUCAACCUCCGGAUACAUUUCUCAGGUGCGGGUCAAAUUCUAUUAACAUCCAGAAGACCAACCGGCCUGAGAAUGGAACCAUCAUUCCAAUAGGAGAGUUGACUCCGGAGCAAGAAAAUCCACCACUAACAACAUGGCUUGCUAACAACCAGAGCAGAAAAGACCAGGAUAAAACUUAGGAUUUGGUGACAAACAUUGUUCUUUCAUAUAACUAAUGUAACACUGUAGCAAGAAGUCGAAUAAUUUUUAUUUAAAUUUAAUACGAUACUUAACAUUUAUUUUUCUGUUUUUUUUAUAUCUUAAUAAACAUGUGUUAAUUU
This is a messenger RNA of Diabrotica balteata, 6748 nucleotides long. The record is from the annotation of a GenBank genome assembly. Lineage: Eukaryota; Metazoa; Arthropoda; Insecta; Coleoptera; Chrysomelidae.